Messenger RNA from Arvicanthis niloticus (Nile rat), 755 nucleotides. Lineage: Eukaryota; Metazoa; Chordata; Mammalia; Rodentia; Muridae. The record is from RefSeq and is a predicted model, not a curated record.
AUGUGCUUCAGAAAACAGGGAUGGUGUCUGGUCGUGGAAUCGCUAUUGCUGUCUUUGGUAACUGGAUUUCAAGGUAAUCAUCCAGUACUAAAUGCUACAACUGGCAGCAACGUAACCCUGAAAAUCAAGGACUCACUUAGAUCAUACAAUCGUCUCACCUGGCUUCAUACUACCAGUCAGAAGAUUAUAGAGUACACCUAUGGUGGUAAAAAGACUAUCUUCGAGUCUGCAUUUAAAGACAGGAUUGAUCUUGAAGAAACAAAUGGUGCACUUCAUAUCUAUAAUGUCCAGAAAGAGGAUAGAGGUUCCUACUACAUGAGAGUGUUGCAUGAAACUGAGGAGCAGUGGAAGAUAACCCUGGAAGUAUUUGCCAGAUCUUCUGGAGUACACUGGAUUGCAACUUGGCUAGUGGUCAUAAUACCCAUCAUUGAAAGCAUCCUGCUAAGCUGACAAGAUGUCUUCUCACUCAAGAAGGAAACUUCAAAGCACAGGGUCUUGCCUUCAUCCCCAGCAGUGCUCCUAACCAGCGAAGCUGCUCUGGUUCUAUGGGACAAAGGAAAGUGUGUUAUUGAACAUCUAUGAGUGUUUGCAUGCAUGCUCUAUGGUACAAGCACAGGAUCUUGAACAGUGCUCCACCACUGAUCUGUGUGCCAGCUCUUUACAAAAAAUCUUAAAUUAACCUUUUAAAAACUAUGGAUAACAUUUAAUUUUAUAUACCCUAGUUGUUUUUCCAACAUACAUUAAGGAUAAAUGCA